Messenger RNA from Octopus bimaculoides (California two-spot octopus), 3812 nucleotides. Its product is annotated as LIM/homeobox protein Lhx3. NCBI's taxonomy places the organism in Eukaryota, Metazoa, Mollusca, Cephalopoda, Octopoda, Octopodidae. Gene Ontology annotation, biological process: neuron differentiation; regulation of transcription by RNA polymerase II. Gene Ontology annotation, cellular component: nucleus. The record is from RefSeq and is a predicted model, not a curated record. Gene Ontology annotation, molecular function: zinc ion binding; RNA polymerase II transcription regulatory region sequence-specific DNA binding; DNA-binding transcription factor activity, RNA polymerase II-specific.
CUCCCACUACUCCUGCCGCUGCUGCCUUCACAAUUUCCUACCGCUACUCCUACUACCGUCGGCAAUUCAACAUCCUGCACAUAUACGCAUAUCCACACAGAUACACCAAUAUUCACACACACACACGACUUAUUUUUGUUUGUUCCCCCCUGAAAGAAAAGGGAAACUUGUACGGUACAACAGUCGUUAUGUACUGACUGAAAGAAAGCAUGGCUAAAUAUGAAACAGAAACGAAGGACGACGAAGAAAAGCUGAUUAGGAGCUCAUUUUUUCUAAAAAGAGAGCAUUUAUAGCGUCUGCUUUAGUGGCGCCCUCUUUCUUACAAAGCAGUUUGCUCACGAUCAGCGUUCGCUGGUCCACUCUUAACGAAGGCCGCGUCAGUUGCCAGUCGUGUUGGGUGACACAGCACAGUCAUGUGUGUGGAUGUGUGCGUGUAUGUGUGUGAAAAAGCGAGGGGCUACUGCAAACAGACAGCGACUAAAUCAAUCACUUUCCGAAAAAACACAAUAUAGAAAUAAUAUAUCGAAAUUCUCGCAGCGUGGAAGAAUCGAUAAUUUAUUAAAAGAAAAGGAAAAAAAAUAAAAUAGAAUGGCCUAACAUUUUCCAGAUAUUAAAAAAAUGACAAAGCAAAUAAUAACAAGAGAAAACAACGGUGAUGAUAUCUGCAAUAAUUACAAAACUUAUUAUACCAGGAGAAAACAAACAGAAAGGAUUUAUACUGAAAAUGGAUCAAAAGGCGGAGUGUAAACAGAGAAAAAAAGUACAAUUGACCCCGUAAACCGACAACAAAGACUAUAUUUACAAAAAAGGAAUCAAUACAUUUACCAUCGAAUCGUGAAUUAUUCAACAUAUAAAGAAACAUGCAGUGGUAUGCAAACACACACGCGCGAGCGCGUGCGCGCGCUGAGUUACACGAUACAAAAACGCAUCUUAUUCCUACACGUUCCUAUCUGCACGUGCAGAGUCACACAAGGUGAGUUGUACAUGCAUUUACUCAUAUAAAAUUGUACACACAUUUACAGAUUGACAUACAUGCGACUCUCAUGUAUACGCAUGCAUUCACGUGGAUACAUGCGUACAUUCAGACACACAAACCAAAAUAGCCCCCCCCCCUCUCUCUCUAUAUAUAUAUGAAUAUAUUUGCGUAUGUGUCAUCAUACCACAACAUAAAGUAAAAGAUAUAUCCAUAUAAAUAAAUAAAUACCACACAUAUGUAUAUACAUAUAUACAUAUAUAUUAUCAUAUGUAUAAACACAUACAUAUAGGAUACCACUGCUACCACCACUCUUACCACUAAUAAUAAUAAUAAUACGAUUAAUAAUAAUAAUAAUAAUAAGGCAGAGAGAAAAAGAAGAAAAUAUCAUGCUCUCUGUAUUAUUUUAAUUCAUCUUAGGUUGUCAUUACUGAAUAUAUAUGUUAAAAGCAAUACAAACUCUCAAAAAAAAAAUCAGACUACACAGUUUCGUUUCCAACACUGAAGAGUAAAUAAGAAGAAAUAAAUGUAAAAGAAGAAAAAACAGACUAGCUACAACAACAACAACAACAACAACAAGUAAGAAUACGAUAUACGAUAGGAAGAACAACCUUACUGCAUUGAACAUCAGGACUGUGUGUUAUCGGCCGACACUGCUACCAACAGGCCAAUGUCAACACGGAUUCAAUUGAUAACGGUUGUCAGCUUCUGCUUGCAGCAGUAUAUCAAAGUCUAAGCCACUUCAACGCCCUCAUCCUCUUCAUCUUCCUAUUUCAUCAUUCCAUCUACAACUACACAUGCUGCAUCCGUUAUUAUAUCCAUAAAGGAACAUUUUAUACAUCAGCAAACAAAAAUAUAAAGGAAAGAAAUGUAAAUUGAUAACAAAUUUUAACAAAAGUUGCAAAUAACGCACACGAAACACACUCACACGCACAAAUACACACGUAUAUUGAUACAUAAUUAUAUAUGUAAAUUAAUAUAUAUAUGUAUAUAUAUAUGUAGAUAUAUACACCCCUACACAGAUAUAUAUAUACACACACAUACAUAUAUAUAUAUAUAUAUAUGUAUAUAUAUACAUACACACAUAUAUAUAUAUGUAUACAUAUAUAUAAAUACAUACAUACACAUAACUCAAUGAGAAAUCUAUACCAAGAGCAGUACAAUAAAAGUACUGUUAAAGAAUAAAUGAAAUAUUUCUAAACAUUUGCACAAUUGGAAGGAUUUCAAGACGAUGACAUCUGAAUUAGCAGUUGCGACUGGCUGUGGAAAAGCCUUUCCAACAAACGGACCUCCAAGUCCUGGACCGAGGCCUGUCAUUAACAAUAUGAUUACACGAACUAAAUUUCUUGAAGCAAUCCCAAAAUGUGCAGGCUGCAGUGAACAGAUUCUUGAUAGAUUUAUUUUAAAAGUACUCGACCGGUCAUGGCAUUCGAAAUGUUUGAAAUGUACUGAUUGCCGCGCACAACUUACAGACAAGUGUUUUUCAAAAAAUGAUGAAGUAUUUUGUAAAGAUGAUUUCUUCAGACGAUAUGGUACAAAAUGUGCUGGGUGUGAUAAAGGAAUUCCACCUACGCAAGUUGUGCGCAGGGCACAAGAUUAUGUAUAUCACUUGGAAUGCUUCGCUUGCCUCAUGUGCAAUCGACAACUUAAUACUGGGGAUGAAUUUUACCUUAUGGAAGACCGGAAGUUAGUUUGUAAAGGUGAUUACGAAGCAGCAAAAGCAAGAGAAUACGACCUGGACGGAGGAAACAAACGACCUCGAACGACCAUCACGGCCAAACAGCUGGAAGCCCUGAAGAGGGCCUACAACGAAAGUCCGAAACCCGCACGUCAUGUUCGGGAACAGCUAAGCGUUGAAACAGGUCUGGACAUGAGGGUGGUACAGGUUUGGUUCCAGAACCGACGGGCGAAGGAGAAGCGGUUAAAGAAAGAUGCUGGUAGGCAGCGCUGGAGUCCUUACUUUAGACAAAUGAAACGUAAUGGUGACCCGGAUAGCUCUUUAAGUGCUGAUGACCGGUCAGAUGACGGUCUGACUGAGGGUUCUUAUGCCAAUGACAUAGAUGAUCUCGAGCAUCCAGGUAGCAUUUCUGGCGCUGGCGGCAGUGGCGGUCGACUGUCUGGAGAUCUUUACAACCCGGGACAGACCGUAGACCACGAGCCCAUUAUGGGGCCUGUUCCAAUCGUCCCGCCGGGAACCCCUCCGAUGGACGGUGGCUGGGGACAUUUCAAUGGUUUACGACCAGCCACGCCCUACCUUGGCCGACAAUCUCCGAACAACAUCCCUAUCUCAUCACAACAGAUGCUUUCCUUGGAGGCGUUACCUAUGCUAACCGGGCCUCCAAACGCAUCACGUAUGAUUCAAGCAGAUGUAAACGAAAAUUCCCAACAAGGUUAUAUCGAAUAUCCACCAGCUUCCACACAGAAUCAUGUGGAAGUUUAUUAAAAUCAUAAACAUUAUAAACAUACCAAAUAACUUAUGAAAAAUAAUUGAACCACGAAGCAAACAGAAAAUAUAUAGAAAGGGAUCAAUAUGUGAAUCAAGUAUGCGAAUAUGUGCAUCAAAAUUAAGGCUAACAUUAUAUAGCAGAUACAUGAAAUCUGAUAUAAUAAAUUGAAUUAUAAUAAACAAAUGGAAACAGAGAACUAAAACUCUUUAACAAACAGAAAAUAUAUAUUGUAAAAACAAACUUUUAUUGAAAGUUGAUAUAAUGCUAAACCGUGAACUCACCGACAAAGAACGUGAAAAUGCACAUUAAAUUUUGACGCUAUGUAGAGUGCAUAGAAAGAAGAAUAAAAGCAUGCUCAUUUAUAACGAAAUAAACUUGUAAGUUCGAGUAUA